This is a messenger RNA of Triticum urartu, 1725 nucleotides long. The record is from RefSeq and is a predicted model, not a curated record. NCBI's taxonomy places the organism in Eukaryota, Viridiplantae, Streptophyta, Magnoliopsida, Poales, Poaceae.
UUCUCUUUCCCCGGCUGGCGGCGGCGAUGGCUACCCGCAGAGCCAAAAAGCGAAAAUGGCAUGAGGCCGAGUUGGUCGCCGGCGUCCGACCACCGGCGAGCGGCAAGCGCGAAGUCGGAGAAGGUCCCGACCUGAUCAGCAACCUACCCGACGGCGUUCUCUGCGACAUCAUCUCGCUCCUCCCCACCGAGGACGGCGCCCGCACCCAGAUCCUCUCCACCCGGUGGCGCCCCCUCUUUCGCUCCGCCCCGCUCAACCUCGACGUCGAGCUCCGCCGCAAAGACGAGCCCGCCUCCUCCGGCCUCGUCUCCCGCAUUCUCGCCGAGCACCAGGCGCGCUGCCGCCGGCUCGCCCUGAUCUGGCACGGCUACGAAUCUGACCACGUCUUCCCAUUACUGAACGGCUGGCUCGAGUCGCCGGCCUUCAAAGGCCUCUCCGAGUUCGAUCUGUGGCUAAAGCAAGAGGAAAUUUGCCAGAAACUUCGGUUUGUGCCAACGUGGGAGGUUCCGUAUGGGCUGCCACUGUCCUUGCUCCGGCUUUUGCCCAAGCUCCGCAUCCUCAGCAUCAAGUGCACCUGCUACGUGAUCCAUUUCCCCUCCACUACCACCUUGGCCGGCGAUCUACAUUUUCACGAACUCAAGCAGCUCACACUUAAAGGUGUCGUUGUCUCGGAGGGCUUCCUCCAUGGCCUUCUUGCUGGAUGCACCGUGCUGGAGAGCUUGGUACUUAGUGGAUUGGAAGGUGCCUGUGGUUUUCGGAUCAACUCGUCCACCCUUAGGAGGCUAGGGGUGUCGUCUGGUUUUGGUUGGACAGAUGAAUUGUUGCGAGAAGUCAUUGUUGAGGAUGCCCCUGUCCUAGAGAAGUUGUUCCUAUGUGGGAGAGAUCACAACCUAUCUGUCCGUGUGCUUUACGCACCCAAACUGGACUUCUUGGGUUCUCUGCCAGAAGGGUUCACCAAAGGCAAGCUUGAAACCAAUGUUCUUCAGGUAACCGCAACUUUUUUUUUGUUAUGCCUUGCAUAUUCUGUGCUAACCAUUUGUGUGUAUUACUUAAUUCAGGGAAUUGUUGCCGUCAAUUUGAUGAAUGUGGUGCGGACAGUUAAAGUUUUGGUUUUGCGCAUGUCCCCUCCAAGUGUUGAUGAUGCCAUUGACUUCGUGACAUUCUUUCCUUGCUUGGAGAAGUUAUAUAUUUUGUUAUUCCGGGAUGGGGCAUCAAAAAGAGCACGAAACCAUUUUCCACUUGGUUAUAUUGAAUGUUUGGAGCUCCAUCUCAAAAAGGUAGUGCUGAUAAAUUAUCAUGGAUCACCGAGAGAUGUUCAUUUUGCAAGGUUCUUUCUGUUGAACGCAAAAGUGCUAGAACUGAUGGAGUUUGCAACACGCAAAUCGGAAGGUCGAAAGAAAUGCAUUUCUGAAUGGAUAGCUAGCCAACCAAUGAAACUACAGCUGGAUAACAGGGCUUCUCAAGGUGCUCAGUUUAAUUUUACCGAUGCUUCUUACUACGAUGACGGGAUACAUAUUGGGCACAUCCAUGACCUGACUGUUAGUGACCCCUUUGAUAGAUCAUUGUGUCGAUGUCGUGAUAUCGAUGUACUUUGAGAUACUCUCGGUUGUUGCGUUCUUAUUUCAUGGCUUGGGAAAACUUUAGAUGGUAUCUGUAAUGUUUGACAUUUGCUUUAGUUGGAACAUCUGUAUUUCUUUGCCAAUCUAUGUUGCUACAUCACAUGCA